CGCGUGCGGUCGCCGGUUCCGGAGGAGGCUCCGGCCGGGCUGGCUGGUGGAUGUGGAGUGCGGCUGGUAAGCCGCCUGCCGUGGAGAGAAAGAAGAUGGUAAAUGCCAGAGCCAUUUAACUGAUGGUUAGCUGUUGAAUUCUGACACUUCCUUAAAUACCUUCUUUCACCAACGUCUUCAUUGGGAAGAGUUCAGAAAAAGUAGAGAGAAGGAGAGACAACAUUCACAUUUACUAUGGCCAUACCAAUAACAGUGCUUGAUUGUGACCUCUUGCUGUAUGGCAGAGGUCAUCGGACGUUGGACCGUUUUAAGCUGGAUGAUGUGACUGAUGAAUACUUGAUGUCCAUGUAUGGUUUUCCUCGGCAAUUCAUUUAUUACUUGGUGGAGCUCUUGGGAGCAAGUCUUUCCAGACCUACUCAGCGAUCUAGGGCUAUUAGCCCAGAAACACAGAUCCUUGCAGCAUUGGGCUUUUAUACCUCAGGUUCCUUCCAGACUCGGAUGGGAGAUGCUAUUGGAAUCAGUCAGGCCUCUAUGAGUCGUUGUGUUGCCAAUGUCACCGAAGCACUUGUGGAAAGAGCCUCACAGUUCAUUCGUUUUCCAGCUGAUGAAGCCUCCAUACAGGCUCUGAAGGAUGAAUUCUAUGGGUUGGCAGCCAUGCCAGGGGUGAUAGGGGUGGUUGACUGUAUCCAUGUGGCAAUCAAGGCACCAAAUGCUGAAGACCUGUCCUAUGUAAACCGAAAAGGUCUGCAUUCUUUAAACUGCCUAAUGGUGUGUGACAUCAGAGGGGCACUAAUGACUGUGGAGACAAACUGGCCAGGCAGCCUACAGGACUAUGCUGUGCUGCAGCAGUCUUCUCUCAGCCGUCAAUUUGAAGCUGGAAUGCACAAAGAUAGCUGGCUUCUUGGUGACAGUUCCUUCUUUCUCUGCACCUGGCUCAUGACUCCACUUCACAUUACUGAAACUCCAGCUGAAUAUCGCUAUAAUAAGGCCCAUUCUGCAACUCACAGUGUGAUUGAGAAGACUUUCCAAACCCUCUGCUCCCGAUUCCGCUGCCUGGAUGGAUCCAAGGGGGCACUGCAGUACUCACCAGAGAAGUCCAGCCACAUCAUCUUGGCUUGUUGUGUCCUCCACAACAUCUCCCUGGAGCAUGGGAUGGAUGUUUGGUCCUCUCCAAUGACAGGACCCAUGGAACAGCCCCCUGAAGAAGAGUAUGAGCACAUGGAGUCCCUGGACUUAGAGGCUGACCGUAUCCGUCAGGAGCUGAUGCUUACUCAUUUUAGCUAAUGUGGAAGGUGGGGAGGAGGGAAACAUUACAGGAGGAGUUGUGACAGAAACAGGGAAACAUUCCAGAUAGAGUUGUGGCAGACUUUUCCCCUCACCAUCCCUCACACGGUUCCAUUAUCUAGUAUGACUGAGGGUGCAGACACUUGUCAUAAGUUAACUUUUUAUUUAUUUUUUUGGUGACUGGCCAGUAUGGAGAUCUGAACCCUAUAAAUUGACAUUUAAUCUGUGUGUUUUAGAAGGGUUGGGGCUAUGUUAGAAUAUCUUUUUUUUUUUUUUAAAGAUGACCGGUAAGGGGAUCUUAACCCUUGACUUGGUGGUGUCAGCACCACGCUCUCCCAAGUGAGCUAACCGGCCAUCCCUAUAUGGAAUCUGAACCCAUGGCCUUGGUGUUAUCAGCACCACACUCUCCCAAGUGAGCCACGUGCUGGCCCAUAAGGCCAAGUACUAACCAACUGAGCUAACCAGCCAGCCCAGCACCACUCAUUUGAAAGCUCACUGGUUGCAAAUUUUUAUGAUUGUGCCUACAAAGUCAUAGUAGAGGGGAAAACAACAUAUAGUCAAAUACUGUUUUGGUUUCAAUUAUCUGGAGAUAUCAAAUUAAAACAGUAUUUGUUUGCUCUGAAUUAUUUGGGUGGUAUUUUAGGUUUUCUACUUUGAUGCCUAUAUAGGCAUAAUAAGAGGAAAACGAGAAGAGUGAAUUUAAAUUGGGGAAUGGUCUUCUGACAUAAGUAGAUGGCUUCUAAUCUGCAUUUACAGGUUUGUGUAUGAGGAUGUUAAGGACAAUCUGAAAUUUCCAUCUUUAGCCCAUCUGCAGUAAUUGGCCUGUGAUUUGGACCUCACUGCUAGGGAGAACAUCUGGACUGCAGUCUCUUAUAUAGCUAACCCUGAGUAAGAGUUAGAGACUAAGUGGGUUUAAGAACCUGAUCAGCUUAAAGAGGACAAUUCAAAUAUAGAUAAAAUAGCAAGCUUACACUUUACCAGGGAUCUAAAGACCCUGUUAGAUUUAUAGGUUAGAUUGAUGAUUCAUCCAGGUUUAGAUAGCUUACAUUGAACUAAAUCACAGUUCUUAUGAUCAUGAUGUUACAGUGUCUUUUUUUUGAGGGGGGGGGGUGCAGCUGGCUGAUACAGGGAUCAAUCCCUUGACCUUGGUGUUAUUGGCAUCACACUCUAACCAACUGAGCUAACUGGCCAGCCCAGAAUGUCUAUUUGGUCAUUCUCUUUUGAAAUUUCUUUUACAGAAGGAAGAUUUAGGAAAUAAAGAAGGCAUGUCAAAGUAUUAAAAAGGAAAUGUAAAAGGAUAUAAUUUAUUGGUUUGAAAUGAAUUUCAGAGUUAGACCUUGGAUGUCUUAUAUGCAACAGUGAUGGACAGAAUUUCCCUGGAAAUAAAUAAUGCCCUAGCAAGUCUUAUUCUAAAAUUACACUGAUAUAGGACUGUCCCGUAGCUCACUUGGGAGAGUGUGGUGCUGAUAACACCAAGGCCACGGGUUCGGAUCCCUAUACAGGGAUGGCCAGUUAGCUCACUUCAGAGAGCGUGGUGCUGACAACACCAAGUCAAGGGUUAAGAUCUCCUUACUGGUCAUCUUUAAAAAAAAAAAAAAAUUAAACUGAUAUAAAAAUAAUCUGAUUGGAAUAAUGAAAGUGUAAAUUAGGUUCACACAUUGGUGACUUUGCUGGGACAAAAAAGAGGCCUUCCUGAGGAUUGUUUUAUUCUCAGUUUCUCAGCCACUCACCAUGUGAUACCUCUGAAUUGUCCUCUUGGAUCAUUUUCUACCUGCCUUCAGCAGUGUUAAUCUGGUGAUUUUCAAAGUAAAGUAACGAACAGCUGAUGGUAGAAGAAAUUUGGAAAAAAAUUGAGGGUGACUCAUCCUCAAGAUUAAAAACAAUUAUGGAUUA
Cynocephalus volans (Philippine flying lemur) is the source of this 3177-nucleotide messenger RNA. It is a transcript of the gene HARBI1, whose product is annotated as harbinger transposase derived 1. Lineage: Eukaryota; Metazoa; Chordata; Mammalia; Dermoptera; Cynocephalidae. Bases 235 to 1284 code for a protein of 349 amino acids. The record is from RefSeq and is a predicted model, not a curated record. The transcript is spliced from 3 exons.